AUGGAACGAUAUUUAUUGAGACAAGGUCUUCCUUUCCGUGGCCAUGAUGAAAGCGAAACAUCUAGCAAUAAGGGUAAUUAUGUGGAGCUUUUGCAAUUUCUUGCCGAUCAUGAUGAGAAAGUUCGUGCCGUUGUGUUUGAGAACGCUCCAGGGAAUCUCAAGUAUAUUGCUCCUAAAAUUCAAAAAGAGCUUGUCAAUUCUUGUGCCUCUGAAACCAUUGAUGCAAUUAUUAGUGAUAUGGACGAUGCAUUCUUUUCUAUAUUGGUAGAUGAAUCACAUGAUGUUUCAAUAAGAGAGCAAAUGGCAGUGGUGUUGCGUUAUGUGAACAAAAAAGGGCAAGUAAUUGAAAGGUUUGUGGGUGUCCAAUAUGUCUCUGAUACGACUAGUAGCAAAUUGAAAGAGGCAAUUGAGCAGUUGAUUUCUUCAACAAAUUUGAGCAUGUCUAGGCUACGAGGACAGGGGUAUGAUGGCGCUAGUAAUAUGAGAGGUGAGCUCAAUGGUCUUAAAACACAGAUUUUGAGAGAAUAUCCUCAAGCAUAUUAUGUCCAUUGUUUUGCACAUCAACUACAACUAGCUCUUGUAGCCGUGGCAAAGGGAAAUGAAAACAUUGCUACUUUCUUCACAACGGCUAGUAGUGUCGUUAAUAUUAUUGGAGCAUCGUGUAAGCGUCGUGAUGCACUUAGAGAGCAACAACAAAAAGAUAUUAUGAAAGCUCUUGAAAUUGAUGAUCUUGAAACGGGGCAAGGGUUAAAUCAAGAGACUACUCUCAAACGCCCUUGUGAUACACGUUGGAACUCACAUUAUGAUACUUUACUUAGUAUUAAUACUAUGUUUCAUCCCGUGGUAAAGGUGCUUGAAUGGAUUGUUGAUGAUGUCAACCAAGAUAAUUUAGUCACAAAUGAUUUGUCAAAGGCAUUACAAAAGAAAGAUCAAGAUAUUGUGAAUGCAAUGAUGUUGGUCCAAAGAUGUAAGCAAAAGCUACAAUCCGUGAGGGAUGAUGACUUUAAUAAUUUGCUUGGCGAAGUAUCAAGAUUUUGUGGCAACAAUGAUAUUGACGUUCCUAACAUGGAUGCUUAG
Messenger RNA from Prunus avium (sweet cherry), 1077 nucleotides. The record is from RefSeq and is a predicted model, not a curated record. NCBI's taxonomy places the organism in Eukaryota, Viridiplantae, Streptophyta, Magnoliopsida, Rosales, Rosaceae.